GGAGCACCUGCAGCGCGAGCUCGGGAAGAGACUCUACGGGUUGUAAGAAAAUGGCAGACAAGCCGGACAUGGGGGAAAUUGCCAGCUUUGAUGAGGCCAAGCUGAAGAAAACCGAGACGCAGGAGAAGAACACCCUGCCAACCAAAGAGACCACUGAACAGGAAAAGAGGAGUGAAAUUUCCUAAAAGCCUAGGAAGAUUUCCCCUACCCCACCCCGUCAUCUCCAAGAACCCCUCACGAUGUGGAGAAAGAGCCACCUGCAAGACGGACGCGAGCCACAAGCUGCACUGUGAACCCGGGCACUCCACGCCA
This is a messenger RNA of Psammomys obesus (fat sand rat), 312 nucleotides long. RefSeq names its product thymosin beta-10-like. Bases 51 to 185 code for a protein of 44 amino acids. The record is from RefSeq and is a predicted model, not a curated record. Gene Ontology annotation, cellular component: cytoplasm. Gene Ontology annotation, molecular function: actin monomer binding. Gene Ontology annotation, biological process: actin filament organization; regulation of cell migration. The transcript has a single exon. NCBI's taxonomy places the organism in Eukaryota, Metazoa, Chordata, Mammalia, Rodentia, Muridae.